UCCAAUGAAUGAUUGUGCAGCUGAUUAUAGCAGCCGUGCAGUAAAAAGCACUGCUGUACCCGCACAGUUCUACAGUCCACGAAAGAAUAGGAUACCGUCUGCAAAACAGCUAGUUCGUUUAGGGGGAGUAUUUCAAGUGCAGUGAUGCCAGAGUCAACACAAGAAUUUCCAGACAUUCCCAAUGAUUCUUACAGAAACAAAGGGACUCCUCUGGUGCAUUACACUCAGUCUACUAACUUUUACAGUCCGAUAAGUGACUUUUGUACAGAGGACAACAUCCCCGAAUGUAUCUUGUACCUGAACCAGGAGGCUGCAUCCCUGGGCUUCCCUGCAGUCCAGCCUGACCCGGAUGGAGGCGACGGGGGGCUGGAUAUGGACGUGGUGUCCCUCCUGAACAGCAUGUACGCCCUGUUGGAGCGACACCACCGGGUUCUGAGGGCCCUGGACCAGCUGGAGACCGAGAGGCUCCGCAGCAUCAGCGACAUGCAGAGGCAGCAGCUCAACCAGGGCCGGCUCAAGGAUCAGCUUGAACUAACAAAGAGGGAGAAUGCAAGACUUCAAGAGAGAGAAAGGCAGUUGCAGUUAAAUAUUAAAAGCUUGAAGAAAUGUCUUAAAAAUGAGAGAGACGAGGUGCAGAAGCUGCAGAACAUUCGCACAAGCUCUUCUAUGCAGUACAAUCAUGAUAUGAAGAGGAAAGAGAGGGAAUACUACAAAUUGAAGGAGCAUUUAAAUCAGCUGUUGAUUGACAAAAAGGAUAAUAAACAAGCUAUUGAAGUUCUGAAUUGUGUGGGUAGACCUGAUGGAAGGAGAGGUCAAUGGAAAACUAGAAGAACAGAGGCCAGGCAUGAGGAAGAGAUGUACCAGACUCUCCUGAAUGACUUUGAUAACCGUCAGCGCGAGCUGAUGUUGGAGAAUGUCGAGCUGCGGAAAGUGCUUCAGCAAAUCAAAAACGAGAUGAUCGGUAUCUUAAGUCCAAAGAAAUCCAACUGGAGGGAAGCGAGGCAGGAACAUGGUGGAAACCAGGAUUUAGGCUCCGACGAGGAGGUUGUGUGCAAUGCCGGCCGGGAUGGUUUGGAGCAGAGCUGUGAGCAGGCCAGAGAAGAGCUCACCAACAGUAUUCGCCAGCAGUGGAGAAAACUCAAACACCACGUGGAGAAUCUAGAUAGCCAAGCAUCUUUGGUUCAGCCGAGGGACAGCGAGGUCAUGGCUAAAGAGGCCCACGAUAGGGAGAUGGAGCAGCUCAGGCAGGAGAUCCAGCAGUGCAAGGACUUCAUUCACACCCAGCAGCAGCUCCUGCAACAGCAGCUCAGCUCCCCCUGUGAUGAAGAGACGGCUUCGCUUUUGAAAGACUGCUACAUGCUUGAGGAAAAGGAACGGCUGAAAGAGGAGUGGAAUGCUUUUGACGAGCAGCGCAAGAACUUUACUAGCGAGAGAAAGAAUUUCACUGAGGCAGCCAUUAGGCUGGGCCGUGAGAAAAAACUAUUCGAAGACGACCGUGCUACCUGGCUCAAACACCAGUUUCUCAACUUGUCAUUUGCAGAUCAUGUGAACCCACCAUUGUCAAAGUCUCCAGGUGUCUUAUCAGAAUAUGUGGAAGCAUCGGCAGCUCCUUCCUCUCUGAGUGACGUUAUAUCUCAGAUGGUCUUCAGCCCUCCAGACGGGUCGUCUGUAAGGCCAUCCUCCUCCGCUGAGUACCAGCAGAGCCUCCUUCCUCAGAGCAGGUUCUGAGAACCUCACACAAGCACAAGAGUUGUAAUGUGCAUCCACAUGGUAUGCCAUUUCCCUAUCGUCCCUAUCCCUAACCACAUGGUCAGCCCAGUUGUCAGUUGUUAGGUUGAGGUGUUUAAAUGGAAGGACUCAGAUCAUGGCCCGCACGCUGGACAAUACUUCGCAGUUAAGCUAUAUUGUGAUAGACAACCUGCUUAGCAAACUGGAUCUUCAUCAGCCGGAAAAUUUUCUGCUGUUGCAGUCUUAACUUUUGUUCUCCAUGUGUUAUCAUUGUCCAUCUGUUAAUCCCUUGUUUUGAAAACUGUAUAAGCAGGGUAGUAAUAUAUAUGACUGAAUAUAGAUGCAAAUAGCCUUUCAUUUUAUGAUAGAAUCCAAUUAAUAUGGUGAAUACUAGAUGAGCUAUGCUUUGCCUGAUUCAGAGAAACUGGCAGAUGACAGAUGCUAUAAUAUUAGGAAUACAGUGCAUUAAUGUAGUACCUCAUGCUUAUGAUUCAUGUUCAUAGAGGAAAGAUGAAAACACCAAAUGAAAUCAAGUUAUACAGUGCAUGGUCAAAACAUUGAAAUUAUUUUUGUUGCAUUUGUAAAGAUGUUUCUUACCAUUUAGCUUUUUGGAGAAGCUUUCCGUACUACAAUAUUUAUUGUGACGUUUGAGUAGAGAGCUCCAAAUUUUGUUACAGCAUGCCAUUACCUGCCAAUGUAUUCUUUAUAAACUAACUGUUUAUUUUACAAAUAUUAACUGGAGGAAUUUGCAAUUUAUUAUGUAAUGCUAAAAUGUGUAUCAUGACAGACUAAGUUUGACUUCUUGGCAAUGUACUGUAGAUUUAUCAGUUCUACUUAUUUAUUGGUUCUACUAAUUAUACUCAAACAUAUAGCUGUGCGGCAGAGGCCUGUUGUCCUUGGAUUAUAAUGGUUGCUGAAGGUAUAUCACAGGAAUAAAAGGUUUAAAGUUAAA
This is a messenger RNA of Clupea harengus (Atlantic herring), 2680 nucleotides long. RefSeq names its product synovial sarcoma, X breakpoint 2 interacting protein b (gene ssx2ipb). Gene Ontology annotation, biological process: intraciliary transport involved in cilium assembly. Gene Ontology annotation, cellular component: ciliary basal body; centriolar satellite. The record is from RefSeq and is a predicted model, not a curated record. Lineage: Eukaryota; Metazoa; Chordata; Actinopteri; Clupeiformes; Clupeidae.